Molecule: messenger RNA, 1114 nt
Organism: Cercocebus atys (sooty mangabey)
Lineage: Eukaryota; Metazoa; Chordata; Mammalia; Primates; Cercopithecidae
Gene: CLRN2
Product: clarin 2
Exons: 3
Coding region: 319-1017 (232 amino acids)
Source: RefSeq, a predicted model, not a curated record
UUAAAUACUUCAAACAGGAACAAUUAAACCCUCUGCUGAAACAUUAGUCUAGGAGGAGAUAUAAGGUUACUUCCUUCAGUAACACACUCCGCUACAUAGUCAGGUGAAGAUUGUCUCUGUAGAGGCUUCCGGAUGUGGUUAUAGUAAACAUGGACUGUGCAAGCUUGCGCUGAAGGAGGACGAGGGGAUGGACUUAAAAUGUUGAAAUAGAGUGUUUGGAAGAGCUGACCUUGGAGCAGAGCAUUGCCGAGUAUCUGAAAUAUGUCAACGACCCUCACUGCUGCUCGGAGACCUUGGGGAUGACCUGCACCCACUAGCAUGCCUGGAUGGUUCAAAAAGGCGUGGUAUGGGCUGGCGUCUUUACUCAGCUUCUCCUCCUUCAUCCUGAUCAUCGUUGCCCUGGUAGUGCCCCACUGGCUGAGUGGGAAAAUCCUUUGUCAGACUGGAGUGGAUCUGGUCAAUGCCACAGACAGAGAGCUGGUCAAGUUCAUUGGGGACAUUUACUACGGGCUCUUCCGAGGGUGUAAGGUGCGGCAGUGUGGGCUUGGGAGCCGCCAGUCCCAAUUCACGAUCUUCCCACACCUGGUGAAAGAGCUCAACGCAGGCCUUCAUGUGAUGAUUCUGCUGCUCCUCUUCCUGGCCUUGGCCCUGGCUCUGGUCAGCAUGGGCUUUGCCAUUCUCAACAUGAUCCAGGUCCCAUACCAGGCAGUCAACGGUCCUGGGGGUAUCUGCCUAUGGAAUGUUCUGGCAGGUGGAGUCGUGGCGUUAGCCAUAGCCAGCUUCAUGGCUGCGGUGAAAUUUCAUGACCUGACAGAACGAAUCGCCAACUUUCAGGAGAAGCUCUUCCAGUUUGUGGUGCUGGAAGAACAGUAUGAAGAGUCGUUUUGGAUCUGCGUGGCCAGCGCGUUGGCCCACGCCGCAAACUUGGUCGUGGUGGCGAUCAGUCAUAUUCCCCUCCCUGAGAUUAAGACCAAGAUCGAAGAGGCCACUGUCACGGCUGAGGAUAUCUUGUAUUAAUAGCCUUCCCCUGUUCACACCCUGGCCUAAGUCAGUUCGUGUGCGAAUGGAGUCCUCGUGUUUUUGCAGCCUUCCCACUCCGUCACGGCCAUGUUCU